This is a messenger RNA of Tetrahymena thermophila SB210, 1923 nucleotides long. RefSeq lists its product as hypothetical. The record is from RefSeq and is a predicted model, not a curated record. Lineage: Eukaryota; Ciliophora; Oligohymenophorea; Hymenostomatida; Tetrahymenidae. The transcript has 7 exons.
UAAAUAAACUAAUUGAUUUCUUUGUUAGGAAUAUUUUAAGAUUUUAUUCAAAUUAGAAAGAUAUAUUGUUUCCAAUAAAGCAAAAUAAAAUUACUAUCAAAAAAUAAAAUGUCUGAAGUUAGCCAUUUCUCUGACUCAAGGAGAUUAAAUUAUGAAUCCAAGCUUCUUAGCGAAAGAUUAGAAAAGCAAUAUCUUAGAUAAAAGAUAGAUAGUUAAAUUAACAGCAGAUUCAUAAGUUCCCCUGAAAGAGAUCGUGAACAAUAUAGAUCACCCGUUAGAGAUGACAAUAGAAGAUAUUUAUCUCCAAGCACAAUUCAUGAAAGAUUACUUUCUAAUUACAGUAUCUCAAAUAUUCAGAGAAAUAAUUAAUUUUUGGGUGAUUCAAUUAAGAGAUUAAAUGCACAUUAAAAAGGAUAUUCUCUUUACUAAAGCCCUAAUAAGGUUGCUUCUACUACUAGCAACAAUCCUGACUAUCAAAGAAAUGUUGAAACAUUUUUAUAAUUUGAUAUGGAAAGAAAGCAAAGAGAGUAACGUAAGAGAGAUAUAAUGAAUAAAAUAAAUGAAUUAAAUAAUAAAUUAUAAUCUGAAUCAUCUUAUGUUUCUCAUGCAAAUGCUUAUACUUCAAAUCUUGGUGUAAGCACUUCCCAAAAUAAUUUACACACUUAAAACAGCUACACAUCUCCUGCUUCUAGAUAUGAAAAAAUUAUCACCUCUAAUUCAUCUAUUGGUGGAUCUCACAUCUAGUAAUUGAAUCAGCCUUCUUACUAUCUCACAAAGUAUGAACAAUAAUAGCAAUAAUAGUAGAAAUCUGAUCAAGUAGCUGAAAGAACUUCCCCUAAGCUUGAAAGCUAGCCUGCUCCAGAAAAUGUUUCAAAUUUAAAUACUAUUACUUCCCCAAUUUCUCCUCAUGGGGCUUAACUUUCUAGUAACUUAAGAUCUGAAACCUCUCCUAAAAAUGAAUAAAGCAAUUUAACUAGUUCAAAUAAUGCUACUUUACCUGCAAAUAGCAUUUCUGAUUAGAAAUAUAAAUAAGAAAUUCAUAGAUUAGAAAGCGAUAAUUCCUCAUUAAAAUAAAAGCUUGAUUAAUUAGAAAAAAAUCAUGAUGAAAUAGUGCAAAAGUUAAAAGAAUAAAAUUCUAAAGAGGCUGAUUAGUACAAAUUAGCAUAUGAAGCAGAAAAGAAGAAGAAUGAAGCUUUAUUAGUUUAAUGCCAAAAGUUUGAAACCAACAUCAAAUAGCAAAAUGAAGAAAUGUCUUAAUCUCUUAAAUAAAUUGAAUUAAGUUAUAAAGAAAAACUAAAAUAAUUCGAAUCCCUUUUGUCUGAAUCAAACUCUAAAAUUUAAAAUUUACAAACUCAAUAUUUAGACGAUCCCCUAAUUAAAGCAAUUAAGGAAAAUCCUUAGAUUUUAGAUUUGAUCACAGAAAAAUUAAAUGAAGAAGAAGGAUAAUCAUAAGAUCCUUAAAUAGUUAAGAGAGUUGCAAGUCUUGAAAAGCUACUUGAAAGAAAAGAAGAAAUCAUCAAAGAGCUAUCUAGAAACAAUGAGUUAAAGGAUUUGGAAAUUAAAAAAAUGGAAGAGUUAAUAGAAAAAUUCAAAGCACUUUUCUCUCAUAUGAAUGAAGAAAAAGAAAUCUUAACUGCUGAAAACGAUAGAUUAAAUGAUGAACUUGAAUAAUACAAAAGUUAUAUUACUAAAUUGAUGGUUUACAGUUCAGGUGGAAAGAAGGAUGAAGAAGGAGAUGGAGAAGUCGCUGAAAGAUAGGAAGAAUAUGAUGAUUAAUAAGAUAGAGAAAACGAAGCUGAAUAAGAUUAAGAUGAUGAGCAAUAGUAAUAAUAAUAGUAAGAAGGCGAUGAUCAAGGUGAAGAAGAGGAAGAAGAAAGAAACUAGGAAGGUGCUAAUGAUGAAGAAUACUAAUAAGGUUAGUGA